AUGACUACAAUUAAUAACAUCAAACAUCAAAAAUAAGAGAAACUUAGACUUAGUCUUAGAAAAGAAAGAAAUGAGAAUACUUUUUCUUAAAAAAGAUAAUUAAAUGUAGAAACAAAGACUAAAGUAUUCUUAUUGUUUCCUGUUAAUCUAUAUAAGAACAUCGAUAUUCUGAAAAAUUACAAUAAAAUAUUUUUAAUAGAGGAUGAUUAAUACUUUAGAGCAUAUAAUUAUCAUAAACUAAAACUUGUUUAUCAUAGAGCUACUAUGAAAUCAUAUUAAGAUUAUUUAAUGAAUAAUUUAAAAGAUGUAAGUAUAUAAUAUAUUGAUUAAAAUGAAAAUUGUAGUGCAUUUUUAGAAUCUAUUUAGAGUACUGAUAAAAUUAUUAUAACUUAAUGUGACUUUUAUGAUCCAAUUGAUAAACCUGUUUUAUAAAAAUAUUAAAAUAUUUUAUAAUAAUUAGGAAUACAAAGUGAAAUUAAAGAAAAUCUUUCAUAUUUAUGUACAAGAAAUGAUUUGUAAUAAUAUCAUAAGGAAUAUGUUAAAUUAAAGGAUGGUAAACCUAAUUAUAGUCAUGAUUCUUCAUUUUAUAGAUGGUAAAGAAGAAGAUUGAAUAUAUUGAUGGGUCCAAAAGGAGAAGAUCCAGAAUAAUGGACUUAUGAUUCAGAAAAUAGAUAACCCUUAAAACCAGGAACAAAAGUACCUAAAAAACCUGACUUAAUAAAAUCAAAUUAUUAUGAUGAAGCAAUAAAUUAUAUUACUAAACAUUUUCCAAAUAAUUUUGGUGACAUUAAAAAUACAAUUUAUCCUAUAGAUCAUGAUUCAACUGAAGAAUGGUUAGAUUGUUUUUUAAAAUAAAAAUUAAAUGAAUUUGGACCAUAUUAAGAUGCAGUUCAUUCAGAUUAUCCUUUUGUUAAUCAUUCAAUUUUAUCUCCAAUGAUGAAUAUUGGAUUAAUUACCAGUAAUCUUAUUGUUGAUAAAACAUUACAAUAUUAUAAAUAAAAUAAAGCACCUAUUUAAUCAGUUGAAGGAUUUCUUAGAUAAGUUAUAGGAUGGAGAGAAUAUGUUAGAUUACUUUAUUUUUUUGAAAGUGAAUAAUAAAUGAAUGCUAAUUUCUUUAAUCAUUAAAAUAAAUUGAAUAAUAAUUGGUAUACUGGUGAUACUAAAUUACCACCAAUUGAUCAUAUGAUUUAAAAGGUUAUUAAAUAUGCAUAUCUUCAUCAUAUUGAAAGAUUAAUGUAUAUAGGAAAUACAAUGUUAUUAUCAGAAAUCAAUCCAAAAGAAGUAUUUAAAUGGUUUAUGGAAGUUCAUAUAGACAGUUAUGAAUGGGUUAUGGUACCUAAUGUGUUUGGUAUGACAUAACAUGCAGAUGGAGGUAUAAUGAUGACAAGACCAUAUAUAUGUUCAUCAAAUUAUAUGUAAAAAAUGAGUAAUUUUAAUAAAUCAAUUAAAUCUGAAAUCAAAAUUGAAAAAUAGGUUUAUAAUUGGACUGAUCUAUUUGAUAGUUUAUAUUAUAAUUUUAUUGGUAAAAAUGAAGGAAUACUUAAAAAAUAUUAUGCAACAGCAAGAUAAGUAGCUCAUUGGACUAAAAAGAGUGAAAUAGAUAAAAUUAAAAUUACAAAGAUUGCAUAAACUUUUAUUAAAUAAUUGAUUAAAUGA
Paramecium pentaurelia is the source of this 1656-nucleotide messenger RNA. Lineage: Eukaryota; Ciliophora; Oligohymenophorea; Peniculida; Parameciidae. The record is from the annotation of a GenBank genome assembly.